UACAUGGACUGUCUUGUUGCUGUCACGUUGUAAAUUGGCAAACAAAAAGCACGUUGUUUUUCUUUCCCUAGUGUUUGGCUUCCAAAAAUCUUCGAAAUGGCAAGGCUGCUGGCUUAUUACAAUCUCUGUCCAAUAAAUAAUGUUAACGAUUUUCUCGGAUUGUCUCGGGAUGCCCACCCGGGGUGUGUUAUUAACACGCUCGGAAGAAAUAUCAUACUGGUCGUCAAACUAAGCAACCAGAGACAGGUACGGAGCUGGACCGUACUCGAACGUCUCAGCAACAAGGUGGUGUAUGAUUUUCGGUCGGAACGUUACGUGGGCGUGUUUGGUGGACGGUACAUCCGCUGCUGGACCCGAGAUCAAAACGACAUCAACACGGUGAAGAAGGUGAAGCUGUAUCGAUCAGUGCUGGAUCUGUUUACGUUGGAUAAUGGCACAACUUUGUUAUUGUACACCGAUGGAACCUGUGAGUCGCUCGAAAGUGCACUGGAAACAAGGAAGCAGAACAAAUUGCAUCCUAACGAUAUGGAAUCGUUACCACACGUGGAUCCCAACACACAUGCAAUACGAGACGCGCAGAUUUUGCUACUGGAUAAUGGUACACCGCUACUAUCGUACUUUGUGCGGAAAGAGGAAGAUGGAUCGAUGGAGCUAAACUAUGCACUGCUCAAUCCAGCGGAUUUAAAACCCCACAAAGGUUUCGAAAAGAUUGCACUGCAACGGAUCGGGGAAGAUAUAAAGCUCGUCAGUAGCUGUGUGGUGGAUGGAAGCGAUGGACCAUCGUUGCUGAGUAUUUGGACCGAUAGUCGCAUAUUCAAUCUUCAGCUUUCCUUUGGUCAAUCGCCAAAGCGCGAGGAUGGUGUGGGCAAUUUUAUCGAAAUGGUACAAACAAUCAACGUGAAGCAACCACUCUCGAUGACCAGCAUCGGCAAAGACUACGUGGCGCUUUAUGCGAACAACAAAAAUCAGGACGGUGCCAUUCUGGUUCUGUUCAACGUACAGUUCAAGGUGUUCCAAGCGAAGCAGUACUUCAAGGUGUACUUCAUGUCGUCUCGCUUUUGGGUGGUAGAAAGCAACAUCCUACUUGCCUUCGGACAGAUGCUUGCCGUAGUACCGUUCAAAAUCAGCAAGAAGCAACUGUCGGACAUGAUUGGAAGCCAGCAAACAUUCGACCUUACGCACACGAUCGACGAUGAAAGCAUUAACGAGGAGUGUGAACUGUUGGACGUGUACUCUUUUGACGAAAUGUUGUCUGAAAUUGCGACGAAAAAAGAACAGUUAAAUGGAUGUAGCGAACAUGAAAAGGACGGCGAUGAUGCGGAUGCCAAUCUCGCAGAACCACAGUACAAACGGCUGUACAGUGAGUUUGAAUUUGGCGAAGUGCUUCGUGCGGCUUAUCGGGAAACACUUCCGGUCGACGUAAUUGAAUGUUCCUCGCUGCCGAACGAUAUGGUACAGGUGAAACUUUUCAACAAUGCCGAUCUUACGUUGGGUCCGUUGAUUUUGAGUGACAAUUUCGAAAUCACGCUGGAAGAGUUGGAACGCAGCGGUUAUUCGGAGAUGGAAAUUACUGACCGUAUCGUACCGUUGCUGGUGCAGGCAAAUCUAACCUCCGAUCUUGCCAAGUGUCUUAAGCGUUACUCAGUCAUUUCGGAGCGAACGAUCGUCAAAGCGUUAAAGUACGCUCUGUCCUUACCGGAUCCAGAAAUCGAUGCUCCGGCUUUGGCUGAUGGCGAAACAUCAAAAGUUACUCCUAGGAAAGAUAAAUCGGAGCUACCCAAUCAAGAUGUCUUCGUAAAGGCGCAAGCAAACCACACGUCACAUUUCGAUUUGCUUAAUGUGGUUCUAUCGUGCAGUUUUAACCGCAGAGCUUUAACUUCGCACACUCGAAAUGAGUUGGAUUUUCCCACUGUUAUGGUUCUGCUAAAGCAUCUAGAGUACCUCCUCGUUGAUCCGAUGGCAACGCUCAGUGAAACGCUGCACAGUGUGGAAAAUUUCGAUAGUGAUGAGCAAGUGGUGCAGUGGAUCAUGGCACUGCUGGAUUCACAUUACCAACAAUUCAUUCUAUCAAUGGAGGAUACCGUGCACGAACAGUUGCGACGGCUGUUGGACAUAGCCGAUCGACAUAUCGGGUUGUUGAAUGAGCUGAAAACCCUACCUCCUUCCAUCCGCCGAACACUACAGGAGAAGCCACAAAAAGCAAUCAAAACGAAGCCGUGGUAUAACGUUGAAACGGUUACAUUGUACUAGACAGUUCAACUGCAGGCAUUAUAAGUUAGGGGAUAACAUAAUAAACACGGCCUCGUAACACCUUGCCGUUUUUGGUGAGGAACAGCCUUCAAAAUAUA
This is a messenger RNA of Anopheles funestus (African malaria mosquito), 2348 nucleotides long. RefSeq lists its product as uncharacterized. Gene Ontology annotation, molecular function: RNA binding. NCBI's taxonomy places the organism in Eukaryota, Metazoa, Arthropoda, Insecta, Diptera, Culicidae. The record is from RefSeq and is a predicted model, not a curated record. Gene Ontology annotation, biological process: maturation of SSU-rRNA. Gene Ontology annotation, cellular component: nucleus; nucleolus. Bases 97 to 2250 code for a protein of 717 amino acids. The transcript is spliced from 3 exons.